Molecule: messenger RNA, 1126 nt
Organism: Lepus europaeus (European hare)
Lineage: Eukaryota; Metazoa; Chordata; Mammalia; Lagomorpha; Leporidae
Gene: ITGB3BP
Product: integrin subunit beta 3 binding protein
Exons: 9
Coding region: 248-676 (142 amino acids)
Biological process (GO): CENP-A containing chromatin assembly; regulation of DNA-templated transcription
Cellular component (GO): nucleoplasm
Source: RefSeq, a predicted model, not a curated record
GGCUGGUUCCUGCUAGUGGCGGCGGGGCGUCUUUGGAUCUCGGAAUGCCUGUUAAAAGAUCACUGAAGCUGGAAGCAAAUGGUAAUUAGCAAUUUGGAGUACCGUUAUCCACCUUGUUCUGUGAAGAAUGCAGCUGUGACUAUAAUUCUGCAUCUGUUUCUUUGGUCAAAAUAGUGUUUGGUAGUCAUCUGAGCCUUCAAAAAUCACAAGGAUUGCAACUUAUUCGCCAACAACCGGGACUUGUCAGAUGAGCCCAUUUACUUCUCCCACAAGCUCUAAAGAAGGAGAGCACAGAAAUGAACCAUCAAAUGGAAAGAGAAGAAAAUUGAAUCACCUCAGUUUAGUGGGAAGAAAGGAAUCUACAACAAAAGUCAAUGAUGAAUUCAUGACAAUGCUAUCUAAAGUUGAGAAAUCAUCAGACAAAAUCGUGGAGAUAAUGCAGAAUUUAAACAGUGUACAGGCUUUGAAAGGCAAUAGAGAGCUCGAAAAUCUCAUUGGUAUCUCCUAUUCAUCCUGCUUCUUAAAAAGAGAAAUGGAAAAAACCAAAGAACUAAUGAUAAAAGUAACAAAACAAAAACUGUUAGAAAAGAAGAAUUCAGGACUUCCUCACAAAGGCCCUGAGAAGAAAUGCACUUACUAUGAGCACCAACCUUUGCAUCUGCCUGAUCAUAUUUAAAGGAACAGAAGAAAUGUUUGUAAUUAAUCUGCCCAGUAAAUACCAGCUCAUAGCAUGAGGCAGGUGCAAGUCUAGAUAAAAUUUCUUGCAGCUAAUUUAAACUUUCUACACACACCAGUAGGUAAUCUCAAUGUAAAUAAUACAUUUCUCUUUGACCCUGUAAUGUAAGCCAGUAUGUAAAAAAGGAUCUUGACAUAUACUUUGUAUCCCAUAUGUUUCUGUAUACUUUAGACAUUUGUGUAUAGACCAAGUAAAGCUUAUAUGAAAAUACUUAUGUUUUCUCAAAACUCAGAUUAAAUCCAACGGUAAGUGUAAUUAAGUACCAGUUUUCCCUUAAAGCCUUAGAUGUUUGUUUAUUUACAAAUUCCUUUUAAAAAAGUUAUUUUUUAAUUUAUCUACAGGUUUAUUGUGUAGUCACUAUCAUGGAGUGAGAUUUUAAUAUUAUACUCU